Messenger RNA from Camelina sativa (false flax), 2247 nucleotides. RefSeq names its product F-box/kelch-repeat protein At3g13680. Gene Ontology annotation, molecular function: protein binding. The record is from RefSeq and is a predicted model, not a curated record. NCBI's taxonomy places the organism in Eukaryota, Viridiplantae, Streptophyta, Magnoliopsida, Brassicales, Brassicaceae.
GUUUCGGAUGACUACGUGGGCUUUUGGAUUUCCUACCGAUCUCUUCGGAUAUUUCCAAAUUAAUUGAGGGAUUGUAUUUAGUAGCGUAAUAUUUAUAUAUAUAUUAUAUAUACACUCUAUAUAUGUUAUUAAUAAACAUCACCUUCGUUACAACUUACAAACCACUUUCAGGCUUCACCAAAGAAGUAAAGAGAGAAACCCUAAUUUUCCGUAGAUCUCCUCCUCGCCAAUCUGCUCUUACACUGUCUGUUUCGACAUGAAUAAUCAAUUUUCAGGAGAAGAAGAAAAGAAGAAAAAAAAAACACUAUUUUGAUGAAUGCGUUACCCUCAAGCUAACUGGACACACACUAACUGAGAGAUUUUGUUGCAGGUAUUCCCUUUCGAAGCUAUGAUUAUUAUCAAUCUUCCUAGGGUAUUGGAGAAAGAUACUACGACCCAACGCUAUAGGCUUCCAGUUCCAAGGGUCCUAGGUUUGGUUGGAACAAACGGCAUUUGGAAAUCAAUCGAUCUCAAAAUCUUGGCAGGAAAACUUCAACCAAAUCUUGGCAGAUACAAUCAUCCACCGGACUGGCAAGAAAUUUUGACUCACUUCUGCGGGUCAGAAAUUCAAAGCUAUUUCAUCCGAGUGUUAAAAGAGAAUCUUAAGACUGUUAUAAAGCCACAACAUGUUGGCUACAUAAAAAUACUUGUUCGAGGCAAUCUUGGGAAGUUGCUUGAGAAGCUAGACGAGAGAGGAAUGAUGGCGCAUAUCUGUGCUGAUUUGGAUUUGGACCAGAGUGCAAAAGAUGUAUUUAGUAGAGUGCUGCAGAGGUUUGUGAUUGCCACAGUUUUCAUAACGAAGGCUGCGCUGUACACUUUAGAAGAACCAUCUAGCUUCCUUGAUGUGAGGCAAAAAGACAAAGCUGCUCAUGGUAUAAGCUCGCUUCUCAAGCCUGACAGCCAUUUGUUGAAACCUGGAAGAAUGACAAGAAUGUCUGAUCUUCCAAGAGAUUUGGUAGAGGAGAUACUCUGUAGGGUUCCGAUGACAUCUCUGAGAGCAAUACGUUCUACUUGCAAAGAGUGGAACGCUUUAUCGAAAAGUCGGAUCUUUGGUAAAAAAGCAACAGCAGAAAGGAAUCAGUACUUUUUAGGGUUCAUUAUGAUGGAUUAUAGGGUUUGCUCGGUGAAGUUCGAUCUCCAAAACUUGGAUGAUCCAUCUAUAAAGCCAGUAGGAGGUAUACUUAACCAAGUCGAGAUAACUAAAGUCUUUCAUUGUGACGGCUUACUCCUAUGCGUCACUAAGGACAACUCAAGGCUUGUGGUGUGGAAUCCCUAUUUGGGGCAAACUAGAUGGAUCCAACCAAGAAUUAACUUCCACAGGUUAGACAGGUAUGCUCUCGGAUAUGACAAGAACCGUAAUCACAAAAUCUUGAGGCUUUUCGGUGAUACAGAUAGCAAAAGCCAAGUUUUGUGUUACGAAAUCUACAAUUUUAGCUCUAAUUCAUGGAAGGUUUUUUAUGACACUCCCGACUGGGAUAUAGCUUUUUGUCAACGUGGCGUGUCUUUGAAAGGAAAUACUUAUUUCUUGGCUCGAACGAAAAUAAGAGAUGCAGGAACGAAAGGGGAGAUUCUACUCCCUUUUGAUUUUACAUUGGAAAAAUUUGGACCACCGCUGCCUCUGCCGUUUCCCUCCUCUGGUUCAGAUAAUUUUGUGUCUUUAUCUUGUGUCAGAGACGAGCAGCUUGCGGUAAUACAUGAUAGCUGGCGGAAGUUUCGUCGUCACACAGUGGAGAUUUGGGUUACGAAUCAGAUUAGUCUCGGUUCAGUGUCGUGGAGCAUGUUUUUGAGUUCGACCUCUAGUCGUAGCGUUAGUAUUCUAGCUGGGAGUUUCUUCAUUGACGAGGAGAAGAAAGUUGCUGUGUUUUUCGAUCUAGACAACGAAUUUGAACGGACCAAGACCCGUUUUAACCAAACAGCCAACAUAAUUGGACAAGAUGGAUACUUCAAAUCUGUGAAUAUCGGAGAGGCUCCAAAUCUCGGAAAACGUACCAGUUAUGGAGAUAUUCCUCGCCAAUUUUGUCGCCCACUUGUGUGCUCUUCUUCUUAUGUUCCAAGCUUAGUGCACCUGCAAAUCAACCAACCUCAGCCUCAUGUCAUUAAGAAAGAAAUUGAUGAUUAUUAAUAAGUGUCAUUUUCAUUACUUUAUAUUUGUGUUUUACAUAAUAUUUUAAAGAUUGGUAUCUUGCUUUUGGUAUGUUUCUUUAAACU